This is a messenger RNA of Oncorhynchus mykiss (rainbow trout), 2607 nucleotides long. NCBI's taxonomy places the organism in Eukaryota, Metazoa, Chordata, Actinopteri, Salmoniformes, Salmonidae. The record is from RefSeq and is a predicted model, not a curated record.
UCUCUUCAAGGUUUGGCCUUAUAAAGAUCUCUUCAAGGUUCGGCCAUAUAAAGAUUUCUUCAAGGUUCGGCCCUAUAAAGAUCUCUUCAAGGUUCGGCCCUAUAAAGAUCUCUUCAAGGUUCGGCCAUAAAUUAGACUCUAUAAAGAUCUCUUCAAGGUUCUGCCAUAAAUUAGACUCUAUAAAGAUUUCUUCAAGGUUCGGCCAUAAAUUAGACUCUAUAAAUAUCUCUUCAAGGUUCGGCCAUAUAAAGAUUUCUUCAAGGUUCGGCCCUAUAAAGAUCUCUUCAAGGUUUGGUCAUAUAAAGAUCUCUUCAAGGUUCGGCCCUAUAAAGAUCUCUUCAUGGUUCGGCCAUAAAUUAGACUCUAUAAAGAUCUCUUCAAGGUUCGGCCAUAUAAAGAUCUCUUCAAGGUUCGGCCCUAUAAAGAUCUCUUCAAGGUUCGGCCUUAUAAAGAUCUCUUCAAGGUUCGGCCAUAUAAAGAUCUCUUCAAGGUUCGGCCCUAUAAAGAUCUCUUCAAGGUUCGGCCAUAUAAAGAUCUCUUCAAGGUUCGGCCAUAUAAAGAUCUCUUCAAGGUUCGGCCCUAUAAAGAUCUCUUCAAGGUUCGGCCAUAUAAAAGGACAAACAGACUGGAGCACCGGGCUACUUCCUGGUUCCAAUCAUUCCAACGUUAGUGUGUGAAUACUGAAGAUUGCUGGUGUGGGUUGAAGAAAUGGCUUUGACUUUGACAUUGUAGCAGUGUUCACCUCUGAAGGGGCUGGAGGAAACGCUGUUCUCUAUACUGGGCCAUUGUGUUAUGAACAGUGUCCAAGUCAAGUGUGACAAACAUACAUAACCGGUAUGUAUAUACUGUACAUCAUAGAACAGAAGGGCUGAAGGAAGACUCUUCACUAAACAGUGUGUUUGGUGUUGAGUGUUAAUUAUGGACAAAUCAUUAGAUCCUUGGAUCUUACAUACAUCAUACAGCUGGAAGGAAAUUCCCUCCUGUGGCCUACUGGGUAAUAACAGUGGAGACAGCUGGAAAGACAACCCCUCCUGUGGCCUACUGGGUAAUAACAGUGGAGACAGCUGGAAUCACAACCCCUCCUGUGGCCUACUGGGUAAUAACAGUGGAGACAGCUGGAAGGACAACCCCUCCUGUGGCCUACUGGGUAAUAACAGUGGAGACAGCUGGAAGGACAACCCCUCCUGUGGCCUACUGGGUAAUAACAGUGGAGACAGCUGGAAGGACAACCCCUCCUGUGGCCUACUGGGUAAUAACAGUGGAGACAGCUGGAAGGACAACCCCUCCUGUGGCCUACUGGGUAAUAACAGUGGAGACAGCUGGAAGGACAACCCCUCCUGUGGCCUACUGGGUAAUAACAGUGGAGACAGCUGGAAGGACAACCCCUCCUGUGGCCUACUGGCUAAUAACAGUGGAGACAGCUGGAAGGACAACCCCUCCUGUGGCCUACUGGGUAAUAACAGUGGAGACAGCUGGAAGGACAACCCCUCCUGUGGCCUACUGGGUAAUAACAGUGGAGACAGCUGGAAGGACAACCCCUCCUGUGGCCUACUGGGUAAUAACAGUGGAGACAGCUGGAAGGACAACCCCUCCUGUGGCCUACUGGGUAAUAACAGUGGAGACAGCUGGAAGGACAACCCCUCCUGUGGCCUACUGGGUAAUAACAGUGGAGACAGCUGGAAGGACAACCCCUCCUGUGGCCUACUGGGUAAUAACAGUGGAGACAGCUGGAAGGACAACCCCUCCUGUGGCCUACUGGGUAAUAACAGUGGAGACAGCUGGAAGGACAACCCCUCCUGUGGCCUACUGGGUAAUAACAGUGGAGACAGCUGGAAGGACAACCCCUCCUGUGGCCUACUGGGUAAUAACAGUGGAGACAGCUGGAAGGACAACCCCUCCUGUGGCCUACUGGGUAAUAACAGUGGAGACAGCUGGAAGGACAACCCCUCCUGUGGCCUACUGGGUAAUAACAGUGGAGACAGCUGGAAGGACAACCCCUCCUGUGGCCUACUGGGUAAUAACAGUGGAGACAGCUGGAAGGACAACCCCUCCUGUGGCCUACUGGGUAAUAACAGUGGAGACAGCUACAGUACCUGUACAAACCAAUUAAAAGUGAAGGAAGAAGCAUGUGAAUAUAACAUAUUCUUCUGGUAUUUAGAUUCUACUGUCUAUAAAAAAAAAGCUACAUAAUUGUUCAGCUAUCUUUGACCACCAACGAUCACGCUCAUCUUCCGUCCCUAACCAACAUCUUCCUGGUUCGACCCGGUCCGUCUCCAAAAUGGCCGCCGAGUUUCCUGUAUCGUGUGGUAGCAGGUCAGCUUCUGACAGGACACUCAGUGAGCUUUUUUGCUGUCUUGACUGUAGUUCCUGUCCCUCUGAGAGUCUUUGGCACCUCUCAUUCUUAUUGAAUGACUGAGACACAAGCUCCUCAUUCAAGACAAUCCGUUGGGCAAAUCUGAAAUUAGCACCCUAUUCCCUAUGUAGUGCACUCUUUCUGCAGUUGUCCGCUAUAUAGAGAAUAGGGUUCCAUUUGGAACACAGGCCCCUUGUGUAUUUCCUCUGUUCUCUAGCGGCCCGGCUAGCUGGUCCCCUGUGUGUUGCCAUGAC